AUGGCAACAAUUAAAAAAACGGCUUCAUCUUCGAAUCUAAGUAAACCAAUGGCCGAAAUGGUUAAAUCGGCAAUCGAACAUCAUAGUGAUGAACGCUUAGGACCGUCAUUGGCUGCUAUCAAGAAGUUUUUGAUCGAGCAUUACAAUGUUGAUAUGAAGAAGAAAGCUCAUCUUUUACGACGUCAUCUUGAAACAUCAGUGGCCAAAGGAUAUUUAGUUCAAACUAAAGGCAUUGGAAUAAACGGUCGUUUUAAGUUGGCUAAAAUAAAAGAUUCUAAAUCAAAAUUGGCAAUGACUAAGGUUAAAAAUGAUCAUGAUUUGGAUUCGGAAUCAACGUCCACAUCAAAAAAAAUCAAAUCAACAGCUUCUAAACCGAUAGUCCAAGCUCAAAAGUCAAUGGUAAUCGUUAAAGAAAAGAAGGAACCUAUGAAUAAGAAGAAAGCUAGCCUAAUUAAAAAAAAGUGA
Dermatophagoides farinae (American house dust mite) is the source of this 465-nucleotide messenger RNA. Its product is annotated as histone H1. Gene Ontology annotation, biological process: nucleosome assembly. Lineage: Eukaryota; Metazoa; Arthropoda; Arachnida; Sarcoptiformes; Pyroglyphidae. The record is from RefSeq and is a predicted model, not a curated record. Gene Ontology annotation, molecular function: DNA binding; structural constituent of chromatin. Gene Ontology annotation, cellular component: nucleosome.